AAUAUGCAUAUGCGCACGUACUUACAUCUAGUAACAUAGGGAUAUAAUAUCUAGUGAUGUCUGAAAUCAGACAAGUCGGCCUCCCGGUCUAUAAUAAUAUAUUGUUAAUGUUCUAAAAUAGAUCCGGACGUUACAGCAGCCACAGACGAGGAAUUUCAAAUGCACUUUCGAUGUGUUUCAGAUAGAUUCAAUGUUGGUAAAGCUACAGCAUGGCGAAGUGUACAAAGAGUUGUAAAUGCGUUAUACGAGAAAGUAGCAACAUUUAUUCGUUGGCCAACUAGGAAUGAAGCACAAGAAACCAUAACAGCAAUACAACAAAGAUAUAAUUUUCCAGGAGUCAUAGAUGCAAUAGAUGGAACACAUAAAAAUUACUGCCCCAAGAGAUCAUAGUGAUUGUUAUAUAAACAGAAAAGGGUUUCAUUCCACUCAGCUACAAGUAGUUUGUGAUGAAAAAUUAAGAUUUAUACAUUGUUAUACGGGUCAAGUGGGCUCGGUACAUGACAUGCGUGUCUUCAGAUUGUCAAACAUCGAAAAUAUGUUCACGCAAGAAAAUUUUCCAAACGAUAGUCACAUUUUGGGCGAUGCAGCAUAUCGUCUCUUAAAAUAUGUAAUGGUUCCAUUUAAGGAUUAUGGUAAUUUAUCUGAAAGACAAGCAAAAUUUAAUAAAUGUCACUCUAGUGCCAGAAUGAUCGUUGAAAGAUCAUUAGGAUUGCUUAAAGGUCGUUUUCGAAGUCUCUUAGACAAUCUUGCGAUGCUAAGAACGGAUUUAAUACCCAAGUAUAUUAUAGCCUGCUGUAUUUUGCAUAAUAUUUGUUUAUUACGAAAUGAUAUUAUAGAUGUGCCUCUUAUUGUUAGUACAACAAAUAACAUACAAGUAACAUUUCAAGAUGUAGGAGACGAAGGUAACGAUAAAAGAAAUGCAAUCAUGUAUUCUUUAUCGCAAAAUGCUAAUUAACGUAAAUAUUGCGAUAUAUAUAAGUUAAAUAACAUGACUGAUGUUAUGAAAAAACAUUCUAUAUAAUUAUAAAAACUUUUAUUUUAUAUAUUUAGAAAUUUGUAACAAACAUAAUAUGUUAUAUUAUUACUGUACAAUAUUAAUACUGUACGUAUAUCAAAUUACAAACUACAGAAACGUA
Odontomachus brunneus is the source of this 1136-nucleotide messenger RNA. RefSeq names its product putative nuclease HARBI1. The transcript has 3 exons. NCBI's taxonomy places the organism in Eukaryota, Metazoa, Arthropoda, Insecta, Hymenoptera, Formicidae. The record is from RefSeq and is a predicted model, not a curated record. Bases 353 to 955 code for a protein of 200 amino acids.